Molecule: messenger RNA, 1229 nt
Organism: Centrocercus urophasianus (Greater sage-grouse)
Lineage: Eukaryota; Metazoa; Chordata; Aves; Galliformes; Phasianidae
Gene: CLIC4
Product: chloride intracellular channel 4
Exons: 6
Coding region: 574-1209 (211 amino acids)
Source: RefSeq, a predicted model, not a curated record
AAGAACACCUCCACCCCAAAGCCGCCCCGGCAGUUGUUGCUGGGCGUUGCUGCUGUCCCACGCCGCACUGAUGCUGUUCAGCCUUAUGGCAGCAGUGGUUUUUGUUUGCUGUCCGUCUUGCCAAGCUCAUCCCUCCGUGCAAAUGCAAGCGGCGUAAUGAAAGGCGCUCACAGUGUCUUCCUUGAGGAGAGCUAGAUUUUGGUUUAAUCUCUUUCUGUCAAUGGGAAGCACAGCGUCUGUGUUUGUUUCACAGCUUUCUGCUGGUUUUGGGAGCAGUCUGGCAGAGCCUGCAGUUACUGAGCAAGAGUUAGAAAGGGUUUGUUUGAAGUUCUCUGCAUUGCACAGCAUGUGGGCUCUCGGUUCUGUCCCAGCACUGUCAGCCAGCAGCUGUUCCAAUGGGGCAGCAGAAGGACUUUGUGACCAAGGGAAGAAAUCUGUGCCAAAUGUCUGCAGCUGAAGAAGGGCAGCAACUGCGUGACCUGAGCAGAGGAGAUGGCAGCAGGCGAUGGUUAAAGCUGGGCUGGCAGCGACGGGGAAAGCAUAGGAAACUGCCCUUUCUCACAGAGGCUCUUCAUGAUCCUUUGGCUGAAGGGAGUGGUGUUCAGUGUCACAACAGUUGACCUGAAGAGAAAACCAGCAGACCUUCAAAAUUUGGCUCCAGGCACUCAUCCACCCUUUAUAACUUACAAUGGUGAAGUGAAAACAGACGUGAACAAGAUUGAAGAGUUCCUGGAAGAAGUUUUGGCUCCGCCAAAAUACCUGAAACUUUCUCCAAAGCACCCUGAGUCCUACACUGCUGGAAUGGAUAUUUUUGCCAAAUUUUCUGCAUUUAUCAAAAAUUCCAGACCCGAGGCUAACGAAGGUUUAGAACGUGGCCUCUUGAAAACCCUCCAGAAAUUGGAUGAGUACCUGAACUCUCCUCUCCCUGACGAGAUAGAUGAGAACAGCAUGGAGGAUAUUGCAGUUUCUACCCGCAAGUUUUUGGAUGGCAAUGAGAUGACACUAGCAGACUGCAACCUGCUGCCCAAACUGCACAUUGUGAAGGUGGUGGCCAAAAAAUAUCGCAACUUUGAGAUUCCCAAGGAAAUGAGGGGGAUUUGGAGAUACCUGACCAACGCUUACAGCAGGGAUGAGUUCACCAACACCUGUCCUGGAGACAAAGAAAUUGAAAUAGCUUACAGUGAUGUAGCCAAGAGACUCACUAAGUAAACAGCACUUGCAAAAAGAGA